UGUGUGAACCUAACAGGAUGCAAGAGGCCAUCUGAGCUGCACUUUUCAAACCCACAGGAACCCCUCCUCUACCAUGUCCUGAGAACAAAGCCUCCUCCAGUCAUGUUGAUAAGGUGGAUCUUGUUGUGCAGCCUUCUAGUAAGGCUGGCUCAGAGCAACAAUCAGGAUUCUGAAAAGUCUGCAAACAUCACCACACCUUCAGCAAAACUUUUAGAUGCCUCUACUAAGUCAAAAGAACAUGGAAAAAACAAGACAUUGCACAUUAUUUAUGCUUCAGUACCCGUGGGUCUGUGCUGUCCAUUCAUCUUCAUAUGCGUGUUUUGGAGUCUAAGGAGGUACUAUGGAAAGCAUAAGAGAACUCCAUCAACACCACAGAGACAAGAGAGCCGGGUCAGAAGUCCAUCAGCUUUUCCAUCCCAUGCUGCUGGGACAACUCCAGCUACAGAUGAAAGCUCCUCACUUUACUGCUCCAUGUGUAGCCCACCUCAGCUCUUGCCUGUCAACAAGAUUUAUGACAGCGUUCCUCACUGUAAUGCUCAGGAGACAGCAUCUAACUCACCUCAUAAUGAUCCUUCCAUCCCAGCUUCACUUGAAAACCAAGAUGUCCUCAUAUAUGCAUCACUAAACCAUUCUGCUUCUACAAAUAAAUACCAGAGAAGGAAACUCCCUAUAGAAAAUGAAUUUAUAGAAUAUGCCUCUAUUAAGGUAAAUAAAUAAACAUGGCAGACUUCACCAAACAGCCAUUUUGUGCGCAGUCUCAGGUUUAUCUUCCCUCCAGAAUACCUUUCCUUUCUUUCGCAGGAAAACUUUCCUUUUGUUUAGAAGAACCUGUGAAUGCUCCCCCACUGCAGACAGGAAUUCAAAACACAGCCUGUGUCAUGCAGAUGGCUGGGUAAUUGCACUGGGUAUUCGUCUCUUAAAUGGCGGAAUUAAAGGAAACACAGCCAGCUUUCAUGUUCUUCCUUUGCUCAGGAUUCUGCUUCCAGCCUGACCUUUUGUUGUGGUUUGAACAGAGGCAAAGGGGAAGAGAAGGGAGGGCUUUCUCAGGUCAUAAACUUGUAAAACGAAUCCAUGAGGAAGAUGAUAAUGAGCCAAAUUAAUUCCUCCAAAGUAAAUACUAAAAAUACGCGGGGGAGAAAUUUUCUCUGAGGUUCUAAGAACACCCUUACCAAGAUCCUCCUUCUCAUUCCAGUUUAUCUCCUUGCAAAAUUCCUUGAACAUCAUGAAGACAUAAUCCUCUUAUUAACUGAAAUCAUG
Messenger RNA from Lagopus leucura (white-tailed ptarmigan), 1257 nucleotides. RefSeq lists its product as uncharacterized. Gene Ontology annotation, molecular function: signaling receptor activity. The record is from RefSeq and is a predicted model, not a curated record. The transcript is spliced from 5 exons. Lineage: Eukaryota; Metazoa; Chordata; Aves; Galliformes; Phasianidae. Bases 103 to 717 code for a protein of 204 amino acids. Gene Ontology annotation, biological process: immune response-regulating cell surface receptor signaling pathway. Gene Ontology annotation, cellular component: plasma membrane.